Messenger RNA from Sphaeroforma arctica JP610, 1301 nucleotides. RefSeq lists its product as hypothetical. Gene Ontology annotation, cellular component: cytosol; phagophore assembly site membrane; extrinsic component of membrane. Gene Ontology annotation, biological process: autophagy of mitochondrion; nucleophagy; protein lipidation. NCBI's taxonomy places the organism in Eukaryota, Ichthyosporea, Ichthyophonida. The coding region runs from base 1 to 933 and encodes 310 amino acids. The transcript has 7 exons. Gene Ontology annotation, molecular function: protein binding; phosphatidylinositol-3,5-bisphosphate binding; phosphatidylinositol-3-phosphate binding. The record is from RefSeq and is a predicted model, not a curated record.
AUGUACCCCUAUCCACCUCUGCAGAGGCAAACCAAAGUAUGCGAGCUGAGUUUCAAGACGGCAAUCCUAGCGGUCAAAAUGAAUCGGAAACGGUUGGUUGUGGUGCUUGACACAUCCAUACACAUAUAUGACAUCACCAUCAUGAAGCUACUACACUCUCUAGACACGCCACCCAAUAAAAAAGGCCUGGUGUCACUGUCACCGAACAAUGAGAACAACUAUCUGGCUUAUGUGGCAUCCAAUGUGAGUGGUGAGAUUCUGGUGUUUGACGCCCUCAACCUACAGGCUGUGACCAUCAUACAAGCACACAAGACUCCCGUGUCUGCGUUAUCCUUCAACUUCAGUGGGACUAUGUUGGCCACAUCCAGUGGCAAGGGCACAGUCAUCCGUGUGUUUUCAAUACCAGACGGACAAAAACUAUACCAAUUCAGGAGAGGCACCUAUCCUGCGCAGAUCUACUCACUUUCAUUCAACAUUCAGUCCAAUCUGCUCGCCGUCAGCAGCGAUUCCGAAACGAUACACAUCUUCAAGUUAGACGAGAGGGCCCGAGAACAAGCCAAGCAACAGAACGUCAAGGCUGCUGGCCGGGGUGGCAAUUCUGGGCAAAUCGUGGGGGGUGCGGGGGGGGGGAUGUUCGGUGCGUGGAUCCCUGAAGCCUUCACAGACAUGUGGCAGCCGGAGCGUGACUUCGCCUGGUUCAAACUGCCGCCGGGGUCGAUCAAGAAGUAUAACAUAUGCGCUAUAAGCAAUUCCACACCGCUAGUGAUGGUGGCAACAGGUGAUGGGUUCUUCUACCAGUACAGUCUGAAUGCACAAGAUGGCGGAGAGUGUGUGCUGCUUAACAGAUAUAGCAUGCUUGAUCCGGCCGAGAAACAGGAGUUCGAAACUUCACAGCAAGAAGCGGCCAGCCCCCCUGAUGAAGAUCAAUUGUAAUUCGUAAUAUGCUGUAGAGUGUGUGGUGCGUAUAGGCACACGCCAGACCGAAGCAAUUGCGCAUAAAGACAGAGCACAUGGACGUAGUGUCAUGCCUAGACCUUGUGACUGUGUAAAGAAGUUGGGAGCUUGGGUGGCUGUAUACUAUCAUUAUGCCCGAGAAAGUGGUGCUCACUCAAUUCUGUGGUGGCAAAACCUGAAAUCGGAAAUCCCAAGUUCGAAUUCGAAAAUGAGGAAGUCAAGCUCUGCACUCUGCAUAGCAGGCAACUGGCAAUACGCCUCCAAAAUCCAAAACUCCAAUCAUUCGAUAUUUUACAGCAUACCGCAAGUCACAAGAAUGCAGGCAAAUAAAAAGACGUAAAGUUGAC